CGAAGUCUUCAGCAGUUUGGCUUGAACAGCGGGACGUUUUUAUAUGAUUUUUCGAAAUAUGAAGGUAUUUAUAUAAAUUUCAAAAACAGCGGAGGAUUUCAGCCUUAAAGUUCGUUGUAAUUUAUCCAAAUGACAACCAUUGUGAACACAUAAUAUCCGAGCUUCGUGAUUUCGGAAUAGGAAGCCCACAAGCCUAUGGAGCCUACCAACAAGCAGUCUGCUUAUUGCUGAUCGCCUGUAUUUGUCCUGUUUGCGAUGCAGGAGAAAUUAUCCCCGGAAAAGCCGAUGCAAGAAUAUCUCCGAAACUCUCCGGCGUUUUUCACACAUCUGCUAUAAAAGUACCAUGGGGAAUUCAACUGAAAUACUGUUUGUUCUACAAGGACUGAAUGAGACAGUGUUAAGCAAACACACAUACUUUAUCCUCAUUCUUCUUGUUUACCUUUUUACUCUUGUGGCGAACCUGACUUUGAUUGUGACAAUUAUUUUGGAGAAAACGCUCCAUGAGCCCAUGCUUGUAUUUCUGUGUAAUUUGUGUGUAAACGGUAUACUGGGCGCCUCUAUAUUUUAUCCUAAAAUAUUGGUGGACCUUUUAUCUGACUUGAGUGUUACUUCGUAUGAAGUUUGUUUGGGUCAAAUAUUUUUAUUAUAUAGCUAUACAAACUGCGAAUUUACCACGUUAGCAAUGAUGGCUUAUGACAGGUAUAUCGCGAUAUGCAAGCCGCUCAAUUACCACUCCAUCAUAACGCCUCAGAAAGUGAUGAAAUUACUAUUAUUUACCUGGGUUUUAUCCAUCUGUGAAUCUGUUGUUGUGGUCGGCCUGGUAGCCAGACUGCCCCUCUGUGGAUUCAACAUCGAAAAGAUUUACUGCACAGCCUGGGCCGUGGUAAAGCUGUCGUGUGUGGACACCACUAUCAAUAACAUAUUCGGGUACAUUUUCAUAGUUUUUAACGUUUCACUAGCAGUGCUGGUCGUGAUAUCCUAUAUUUAUAUAGUCAGAGCAUGUGUGCGAUCGCCUAAAGAACGGAGUAAAUUCAUGCAGACGUGUUUGCCCCAUUUAAUCGCACUGUCCAACUUCUUCAUCGCAGUAAGUUUUGAUCUCAUGUACGCGCGCUAUGGUCCCACCGACCGUCUGCAUGGUCUCCGCAAUUUCAUGUCCUUGGACUACCUCAUUGUUCCACCGAUCCUAAAUCCACUAGUUUAUGGUCUGAGACUGAACCAAAUCCGUCAUAAAAUCUUUAGAAUAUGCAGCCAGAAAAGACAUGCUCUAAAGUGAAUGUCUGCACUUUGUUCAACCAGGAAAACCAAUAUCCCCGCUACGAAUGUAUUCACAAAAAUGACAACAAUAUAAUAAAUUCUCUGAACAGAAUAACUACAGGAUUCUAAGAUGCAGCACAGUUUUAGACAUUCCCAGGAGUAAUAUAAGCCUCUCUUAUGAUCUAUUGGCCUUGUUUGGUUUACAUUAUUUUUUAGUUUCACGCAAAACUUUGUGGGGUAUGGGGCUGUGUUGCCUUGUGUAUGAAAACGUGGCCCGUAUGGUACAUUCAGAGCGGGAAAACCCAGACAGAUGCAAAAUGGAAUGGGUCUCUUUUCCGCCCGUGUUGAGACUGCUAUUCAUAUUUAAGAGAGUAAAAAAAGGAGAUUACAUUUUAAGUUGCAGUGAUAAAAAUAAAAUUCAUAAUGUUUCUCAGUUUCUCAUAUAUGUACAAAAACAUCACCGUAUGAAUUUAUAUGUGGAAAUAAAUAUGUAGAACAAUGUUUUUAAUGAGGUCCGUUAUUUAACUUUUUGAAUAUUGGACACUUCACGGCCAAAUGAGGUAAUCAGCGGAAUGUUGUGUUUGAAGAUCAGUGGUGAGAAGUUAUUGGUGGACACAUUAUACGGGCGUGCCCAACGUGUGGGGAUUCGGAUUGUUGCCAAUAAAAUAGGGAUGUACCAGACAGUUCAGGGUUCUCUUGGGCUACCUAUGAGGAGCUCCCCCAGUGUGCUCAUUGGUCAAUAAAUGUCACUAAUUGAACCUGCCAUUGCCAUCUCAUCCUUGGGGUCCCCAGAAAAAGAAAGGGUAAUGGUAAGCAUGGGAUGUUUCUUCUGUAGCAGUUUAUUUUGUUUCAUAUAAACUUGUACCUCAUGAGUAAACCAUUUGUGGUUUGCAGUAGAUCUAAAAACUAAAAUUACUGAUUAUAAAUUAUACUGCAACUGAUAAAUUAAGUCAAAAACAU
This is a messenger RNA of Anguilla rostrata (American eel), 2214 nucleotides long. Its product is annotated as olfactory receptor 9S13-like. Gene Ontology annotation, biological process: detection of chemical stimulus involved in sensory perception of smell; G protein-coupled receptor signaling pathway. Gene Ontology annotation, cellular component: membrane. The transcript has a single exon. Bases 344 to 1273 code for a protein of 309 amino acids. Lineage: Eukaryota; Metazoa; Chordata; Actinopteri; Anguilliformes; Anguillidae. Gene Ontology annotation, molecular function: olfactory receptor activity; odorant binding; G protein-coupled receptor activity. The record is from RefSeq and is a predicted model, not a curated record.